AUGGGUCUCUUCAAGGUCCGAAACAUCGGAACCCGCCCCAAAAACCUUCCUCCCGGCCCACCAACGAAGUGGCUCCUAGGCAACCUCCUCCAAAUGCCCAGGGAAAAAGCCUACCUCCAAUUCAAAAAAUGGGCAGACGAAUAUGGCCCCAUCUACACGCUCAUCCUCGGCACACAAACCACCAUAGUCCUGACCGAUGCCGAGAUAGUCAAGGACCUCUUGGACAAGCGCAGCGGCAUCUACUCGUCGCGCCCUGAGGCGUACCUGAGUCGGGUAGCUAGUAAGGGAUUGAGGAUGGCUGGUAUGUUCUAUGGCGACCAAUGGCGUCGCGCCCGUAAAAUCCUCCACUCCAUCCUCAACAGGACCAGUUCCCUCUCCUUCCGGCCCUAUCAAGACCUAGAAACCAUGUCCCUCCUCGCCGCCAUCCUCGACGACGCCGACGCCGACGCCAAAGCUCCCCUCUCUUCUGCCACCACCGAGGCCGAGGCCGCCGGCGGCCACCAAUCCCGCCACCACCUGUUCGACCACUUCCGGCGCACCUCGCACUCGCUCGCCACCUCCAUCUUCUACGGGUUCCGCAUCCAGGACCCUAGCGAUCCUAGGCUGUUGCAGAUGUAUCAGAACUUGCAACACUUUUCCGACCUAAGCGGCGGUGCGCAAGCAUCAGCGGCGGCCUUGUUGUUGGAUGUUUACCCCGUUUUGAGGAGGCCGUGGUUUCAACAAUGGUUGCCGAUCUACAAGCAUGCGGUUGCGGUAGGAGAAAAAACGAGCGAGUUUUUUUGGGGGUUGUGGAUGCCCGCCAAGCAAAAAGUUCUUCUUUCCAACGGAAAGAUGAGCCAUAGCCAGCAGCAGCCUUGUUUUGCCGUUAGCAUGGUGAAAGCCCAACAACAAGAAGAGCAGGAGCAGGGGCAGGGGCAGGGUAAGGGUACUGGUAUCAUCACGGACGAGGAAGCGGCGUUUAUCAUUGGGAAUGCUGGGCUCGAGGCGGGGAGUGAUACCAUGUCUAGCACGCUGGCGGCAUUUAUUAUGGGUGUUGUCAUGUACCCGGAGGUUGGCAAAAGGUUGCAAGAAUGCGUGGAUGAGUUUACCUCUACCGAUGGCCCGGGGAGCAGCAGCACAUGCAGGAUGCUGACGAUUGAAGACGUACAGGAUCCGAGGGCGCAGUAUGUGCGGGCGUGCGUGAAGGAGGCACUGAGGUGGAUGCCGACGGGGAUUUUGGGGUUGCCGCAUGCGGUUGUUAGGGAUGAUGAGUAUAGGGGGUAUAAGAUUCUGAAGGACUCGAGUGUUGUGCUUAACAUCUGGGGCAUCAACACCGAUGGAAACCGAUACAAGGACCCUCACACGUUCAACCCCGACCGGUUCAUACACGACACGCAGACUUCUUCCCAAGCUGCGCUGAACCCUAACGUCGCCGAGCGUGAUCACUACACCUUUGGCGCCGGUCGUCGUAUUUGCCAGGGUCUGCAUGUGGCUGAUGACUUUCUGUUCUUGGGCAUCGCUAGACUGAUGUGGGCCUUCAACUUCGAUCGUGCCAUCAAUCCUCAGACGGGAAAGGAGAUCGUGCCUGAUAGACUCGAUCUGAUCGGUGGUUUGAUGGUACAGCCGGCGCCGUUCAAGAUGAACAUUACUCCGAGAAGCGAGAAGAGGGCGCAGAUGGUGAGGGACGCGUGGAAGGAGUGCCAGGAGACCAAGUUGGAUGGGGAGAUGCAGUGGAAGAGCGUGCUGAAUGAGAUGUAUAGGGUGUUCCCGAGUAUGAGCGAGGUGAAGGCGGCUUGA
This is a messenger RNA of Neurospora tetraspora, 1776 nucleotides long. Its product is annotated as cytochrome P450. Lineage: Eukaryota; Fungi; Ascomycota; Sordariomycetes; Sordariales; Sordariaceae. Bases 1 to 1776 code for a protein of 591 amino acids. The transcript has 3 exons. The record is from RefSeq and is a predicted model, not a curated record. Gene Ontology annotation, molecular function: oxidoreductase activity, acting on paired donors, with incorporation or reduction of molecular oxygen; iron ion binding; heme binding.